AUGUCUAAAGACACGGAGGCCAAGAGCGAGGAGAUUAUGGAGUCGAAGGUGCUCUGGUACCCGGACUCCAAGCGAAACACACAGACGGACCGAUUCCGAACUCUGGUUAACCGGGAAUUCGGCUUGAACCUGGCAAACUAUAAUGACCUAUACCAGUGGUCUGUGGACAGUUAUCCUGAGUUCUGGGCACAGGUUUGGAAAUUCUGUGGAAUCACCUGCUCAAAGAUGUAUGAGGAAGUGGUUGAUGUGUCGAAAAGGAUAUCAGAUGUACCCGAGUGGUUUAAAGGCAGCAGACUGAAUUAUGCAGAGAACCUGCUCAAACACAAAGACCAGGACAAAGUGGCGCUUUAUGCUGCAAGUGAAGCGAAAGAAGAGAUAGUCAAGGUGACUUUCGGUGAGCUGAGACGUGAUGUCGCUCUCUUCGCUGCCGCCAUGAGGAAGAUGGGCAUCAAAAUUGGAGACCGGGUCGUAGGAUAUUUGCCCAAUGGGGUUCAUGCUGUGGAGGCCAUGCUCGCUGCUGCCAGUAUUGGUGCCAUCUGGAGUUCAACCUCUCCAGAUUUUGGUGUCAAUGGAGUUCUAGACAGGAUCUCUCAGAUUCAGCCCAAGCUGAUAUUCUCAGUAGCAGCUGUUGUGUAUAACGGAAAACAGCAUGACCAUAUGGAGAAACUCCAGAACGUUGUUAAAGGCCUCCCUGACCUGAAGAAGGUUGUGGUUAUUCCAUAUGUUCGCUCUAGACAAGAGACUGAUCUCUCCAAGAUUCCCAACAGUGUUUUCCUGGAGGACUUUUUAGCCACCGGUAAAGAAGGGGAUCAGGACCCUCAGCUGGAGUUUGAGCAGCUGCCCUUUUCUCAUCCUCUCUUCAUCAUGUACUCCUCUGGAACCACAGGAGCUCCCAAAUGCAUGGUUCAUUCUGCUGGGGGCACUCUCAUCCAGCAUCUUAAAGAACAUAUUCUCCAUGGCAACAUGACCUUCAAUGAUGUCAUCAUAUAUUACACUACAACGGGCUGGAUGAUGUGGAACUGGCUGAUUUCCUCUCUUGCUGUUGGAGCUUCUGUGGUCUUGUACGAUGGCUCUCCUCUUGUUCCCAGUGCCAAUGUGCUGUGGGACCUUGUGGACCGUCUUGGAAUCACAAUUUUUGGGACUGGAGCGAAAUGGCUGGCUGUGUUGGAAGAGAGAGAUCAAAAACCAGCAAGCACACACAGCCUGCAGACCCUCCACACACUCCUGUCUACAGGAUCCCCACUGAAGCCCCAGAGCUAUGAAUAUGUGUACAGCUGUAUUAAGAACAACGUGCUCCUGGGAUCUAUAUCAGGUGGCACAGACAUCAUUUCAUGCUUCAUGGGUCAGAACAUGACGGUGCCUGUUUACAGAGGAGAAAUUCAGGCCCGAAAUCUGGGCAUGGCCGUCGAGUCCUGGAGCUGUGAAGGUAAGCCUGUGUGGGGUGAAAGCGGUGAGCUGGUGUGUUUGAAGCCCAUCCCGUGCCAGCCCACUCAUUUCUGGAAUGACGAAAACGGCAGCAAAUACCACAAAGCCUACUUUUCCACCUUCCCAGGAGUCUGGGCCCACGGUGAUUACUGUAAAAUCAACCCAAAAACAGGAGGAGUCGUCAUGCUGGGGAGAAGUGAUGGAACCUUGAAUCCUAAUGGUGUUCGGUUUGGGAGCUCUGAAAUUUAUAAUAUAGUUGAAGCCUUUGACGAAGUGUCCGACAGCCUUUGUGUCCCUCAGUACAACAGUGACGGAGAAGAGAGGGUGAUUCUGUUUUUGAAAAUGGGACCCAAUAAGAGCUUUAGCCAGGAGCUAGUAGGAAAGAUCCGUGGUGCUAUUAGAGUAGCUCUCUCUGCACGACACGUACCAGCCUUGAUACUGGAGACCAAAGACAUCCCGUACACUAUCAGCGGAAAGAAGGUGGAAGUUGCAGUAAAGCAGGUGAUUGCAGGUAAGGAAGUCACUCAGCGAGGGGCCUUCUCAAACCCAGACUCUUUGGACCUUUACAAGAACCUACCUGAACUCCAGAACUUCUGAGGUACUCAUGCAGAUUCCGUUCAAAGGAACGUCUAUUGGACCAUUUGGAGGGAAUUAAACAUUGAAGCUUUUUCUGCACAUUGUGGCACUUACGCAAACUUCACUGGAGCCAAUGGAGUUUGAACACGCAACACCUUCCCAGAAGUGUUCCUCUUGGGUAGAAAGUUGAGAAUGGCAUUUUAGGAGAUUGCAGUCGGGAUUUCAAAGGGACGUUUUAUCUGCUUUCUGUUAUUGUGUUAUUCCCCAGAGAUGUACAUCACAAGAAAUUCCCAAAUCUGAUUUCCUAAAGGGUUAGUUCACCCCAAAAUGAAAGUUUGGUUAUUAAUUACUCAAUGUCAUGUUGUUUCAAUCACUUGAGAUGUUUGUUCACCUUCUGAAGAAAUUAUAGAUGAAAUCCAAGAGCUCUCAGACACUCUAUAGCAGUGUUUCUCAACCAUGUACCUAGAGGACCACUAGCUCUGCACAUUUUCCAGGUCUCCUUAACCAAACACACCUGAUUCAGAUCAUCAGCUCAUUAGCAGAGACUGAAAAGCCUGAAAUGGGUUUGACAGACAAAGGAGACAUCCAAAACAUGCAGUGCUGGUGGUCCCCCAGAAAUGUGGUUGAGAAACACUGCUAUUUAGACAGAAAUACAGACCAAAACAUUAUCAAAACCUUCCAUCUAACGUCAAUGAUUCAACUGUGACACGAAGCUGCAAGAACAUUUUCGUGCACCCAAAAAAAAACUAAAAAAUGACUUGUUGACGUCAUGAUUUGCAUGUUUACUCUAGGAAAUCUGCCAUUUGUGUGUUGUGCAACUGACUCUUAUGUGGUAAACGCAUACCCUUGCCUAAAGUAGAACAAAAGAGAUUGGUGAACAUGGCUGUUUUUACAGUUUUUUUGCUGCACAACUGUGUUCUUGAAGCUUUGUAUGAUCACAGUUAAACCACUGAAUUCACAUGGAAUGUUUCGGUCUAUAUUUGUGUUCUGAAGAUGAAUGGUCUCAGGGUAUUGAAACAACAUAAGGGUGAAUAAUUAUUAAUGAAUAGUUGAGUGAACUAACCCUUAUCUCCAAUGUCAGUCCCAUAGUUUACCUCUCAUGUUUGGAUGCAUUGGUACCUUAACCUUAAUGAAGGUGUUGGCAAAUUUGUCCAUGAUUCGUUCAAUGCUUAAAAAUGACCAAAUUUAUGAGUUCAUCAGUCUGAUAUGUUACUGAAAUAUGGUGUUUUUUCACUUGUGGUAGCCAUUUCUCCAGUAGAAAUACUGACUUCUUGGGACAAACCAGCCAUUUUACGAAAACCGCAUUUCCCCAGUUGGUACGAAAUGUUGCCAUAAUAAAGUCAAUGCGACUUUUUUCCAAUUCCAGUUUAGAAACAUGACCAGAAGUGUAUUUUUUGGAAGCUAUCUAAUCAGUAAAUAGUGUUUCGUCACAUCUGCUGAAUUUCUAGAGUAUAUCACACUGUCCAGCACUGGAUUGAAUCUCAUAUAGGCCAAAAAUUCUUGUAGAUUCUUGUAUAUUUUUACAUACAUACUGUAUAUAUUGUGUGCAGCUGCAUGUUGCGUGCUACACUAUACCCUCCCUCCUUUUACAAUGACACUACUUGGUUCUUUCGGUACGCCUUAUAUAAGCUUGUGAAAAGUUUUGAUCAACAGCCGAAGCUCAUCUUCAUUCUUUGAGCCAUUCUUUGGUGUAUAGCUUUAUCUCUGCCGUCCCCAAACACGUCGGCUUGCAAUCUAAUUCUACAUGUGUCUCAUCUACACGUUCAGAGACUGUCGCUGUAGGCAUUGCCUGUAUGGGAUUCCUCUAUUACAUUUUACCCCAAUGCAUUUUUCAUCAGGAUGCUGCACGCAUACGAAAAAGUAGUGUUUAUAUUUUGCUACCAGAAUCCGUAAGAUGGUUCCAAUGACAUUAUAUUCAGAUAAGCGUGUAUUAUUACAUUAGAUCACCAGAUUAUAUACAUAAUUUAUAUUUUCGCAUUAGGAUUAAAGGGAAGAAAUGUGCAAAGUUCAGAUGUAUAGGAUCUAAUCUGGAAGUUGUUUUUAUUUUAUCACAUGGAUUCUUGCAGUUUCAGUUGCAUCUGAAACUGAUGGUGCGUCCCAAUUCACAUACUUGCACUACAGCCCUAAAAGUAUUAAAUUUGUUUUGUAUAGGAAAAGUACCUACUUUUGAGUGUGUAACAGAAGAGUAUGCAAGCUUUGGCAUAUACUACUUCCUCAUUAACAGAUCGCUAUGUUGCUUGGUUAUGAGCCCUGUCAAUCAUCUCAACACAUCAUCCACAUUUCUUUCAUAUUUAAUUACCUACAUUAGAGAAGCAACAACAGGUUAAUCUGCCAUUUGCAAGGGUUUCAUGCAGAAAAAUCUUUGGGUAAUUAUGCAUUCAGAUGUUAAUAUCCAAACAUAUCUUGAUAUAAGUUCACAUUGUUGUUACAGAUGAAAUAUCACACAGAAAAUGUGGUUUAAAUAUGUUUCAGUUGGCUAGAUAUUGAUUUAUAGUCAUUCAAACAACUUCACCGAAGCCUUUCUACUUGAUGGUUGAACACCAUGUUUGUAGUUUGUUUACACUUUUCACCCUAAUUUGUAGUUCUAAAAUUUCACGUUCAACGCACAAUGUAUUUUGGGCAAUAUUAGCGGUUAGAGUAUAGACCAUUCUACUCUUCGAAUUUUUAUCCGAAAUAGUAAACAAUCCCGGUACCUUUGGCAUUCUCUUUUCAACAUACUAUGGUUUGGGAUAUACGAAUUCUAUUUUAGAAAACUAUUUAGGAUGCAUAGUAUGCAAAUUGGGACACAGCAUCUCUGUUUGUCCUCAGAACUGAGUUUAUAUCUCACAAAUUUGAGUUCUAAACUCUUUAAAUGCAAGUUCAAAUCUAACAGUUGUGCUUUUAUUUCGCAAAAUUGCUGUUUGUGUUUUCUGAAUUUCAAGAUUAGCACUUAAAAUUAACAUUGUGAUAGAAAAACUCAAAGCAAAAAAAGACAUCAGAAUAGACUCACAAUUAAAAAAGCCCAUAAAUUAAAAUGUUUAAGCUUGUUAGCUCACAAUUCUGAGGAAAAAACUAAAUUGUGAGUUUAUUUCUCACAGUUUUGUCCUUUUUCCCUUUGUAAAUUAAAGUUAGAUUUAGGAUUCUUUUUUUUUUUUUAACCCUGUGACUGAAUGAGUCCAUAAAAUAAUCUAAAACUGCAAAGAAAAAUAGCAAAAACUGAUUUAUGUUGUAUCAGAUUCAAGCUGUUUGACGUGUACUGAUGAUGCAUUAUACUUGCUUUGCAGCAUAUCACAGAAACAUUUAUCAACACAUUUCACAGUAACCGACUUCAGCAGGCCGCCAUCCAGAAAAUAUUGUUUUUGGUGACAUUGAGAAAGGAUAUGCUGCAACCGCUCACAACCAAGCCAGAAAAAGUGCUGCGUUUUAAUCAUUUUAAAAUAAUUCUGUGCUAGUAAUGUUAUUUCAGCAGUUGUUUACAACUGAGAAGCUUUACAGGCUAGUAUUGAAGUACAUUUCAUGUUUUUAUGGGUCAUAUUUUUUGGGAGCUGCACAUUGUCUUUUAUUUUUGGGGUGAUUUCGUCUCCUUUUGAACAUGGGUCUGUUUGCUUCUGGUAUAAUGUAAUCUGGGUUUGUCGCAUGUUUGGAAAUAUUUAAAGCUUUGAGUAAAUCAAUUUGACCUCAGUGAGGAUUAUUUUAAAACAAACUAUGUACUACAGACUGACAGUGUUCAUUUGCAGUUUUCUGUAUUGUGUGAUUCAGGUUUUUUCUGUUUAAACAACAUUUUAAGUUGAAAAAACAAAACAAAAUGACAUUUUUAAUAGUUUGAAAUAGUAUAUUUUCUGGGAUGAUCAUGUUAAUUUAUGUACAAAACAGCCCAGCAAGCAUUUUUUGUUUUUAAAAGACUAAAACAAGGCUAAAUUUGGGCUGUCAGCGAAAAAUCGUGUAGAUGUCUAAGAAUAGGCCAAAACUUUCAAAUAAACAGAAAUGAAUAACUACACAUAUAAAGUCUGUCUAAUCUGUUUGACGACUAGUCUAGUUUUGGGCUAUUCUUAGAUGUCAAUUAGAUGUUCACUUCUACACUGAACAUUUUAGCCUUGUUUUAGCUAAGCUGUCGACGUUUAGAUGUCUAUUAGACGUCUGUUAAAUGCAAAAUAGUUUGCUGGGAGAUUAUUCACCUAUCAGUACUUUUGCCUGUUAUUUUGCAUAAUUAUUUCAAUAAAUUAUUCCUCAUACAUUGUUUUACAUGAAUAAAACUAUUUUUCUGCAAUCAAAAAAAAAAUAUGUUGAAACUGUUUAUUUUAAAUAAGUUUUAAAAAAAUAUAUACAAUUCUUAAGAUUUUUUAUGUUCAAUCCGCUUAAAUUUGUAAAAACUAUUAAGUUAAAUUAAUCAAUUUGAGCUGGAACUACAUGAAAAAAUGUUGUGGAAGCCAGCAUUUUUUACACAAAUUGUUAGGUCCUAAUACAAUUUAACUGCAUAAAUGAACAGAAAGCUCCUCACUAAAUAUAGAAACUGUUUAUUAACAGAUUUUUAUACAUUAUAAGAAUCUAGUGUGACCCUAGCCAUAUUCACAAAACUGAAAUUCUGUACUGGCCCUUUAAAACGACUUGUUCUCCUCUUAGAAUGAGAUGGUUUGGUGUAGUGGUGCAGAUGGCAAGCAGUUGUUUGGAUCGCUUGAAUUAAAUCAGUCCUUAUUUCCGCUUCAGACAAGCAGAGACUGGUCUGUUUCACCUCAUGCCCACCCUUGUGCCACCAUAUGCCCCAUAUCUGCUCAGUUUUGCUGACAGGACUCGACGGACAUGGGAAAGCUAUGGCGAAUCUAUAUUCAUUGAUGCUCACUGUGGAUUUCACUGUAUUUGUCGCAAACAUUUUUUUGUCCCCCAAUGUUUAUUUAAUUUUUCAGCGCUCUCGGCAAUUUCAUGAACAUUCCAUGGAGGACUAUUCCAUUUUGUUACAGUGUUGUUGUUUUCUUUUUGAUACAUGGAAAUCGUUUUUGUUUAGGACCUUAAAAUUGUAUUACAUUAAAUGUAUUUGGUGUAUUACUAGUCAAUGACAGGUGCUCUCUUCUCGGUGACUAAUGUACUAUUCCUGCUUUGAAAUAAUAUUAUUGUACAUCGCUGAAUGUGAAGAAUGAUUACUAAUAUGGUCAAGAAUAUAUUUGUCUGGAAUAUAUUAUGCCUGUAUAGUGUAUAUGAGUGGACAUCUUAAGUUGUCCGAUAAUCGCAUACAUGUAUUUCAUGUAUAAAGAUGCUUAUUGUAGUCCCAAUUAAACAGCUGAGAAUUCAUAA
Molecule: messenger RNA, 7266 nt
Organism: Danio rerio (zebrafish)
Lineage: Eukaryota; Metazoa; Chordata; Actinopteri; Cypriniformes; Danionidae
Source: RefSeq, a predicted model, not a curated record